UUGUGUUGCAUUUGCUGAAAGAGUAGGCGGUUCUCUUCGCUUAUACCUUGCGUUUUAUUUGUGUUGUACCUUCUCCAAAGAGGCUACGAUAAGGCCUCUUUUGUCUAUACCUCACAGAUACUAUGUUGUUGAUCGAACAAGGAUUUGCGUGUUUUCUUUUUGUCUUACCGUCAUGUUCAAUUUCGCCUUUGGCUUACAGGUGUCUACUGAGCUUAGUACUUGCCUUUAUUGCUUCUUUGGCCAGUAAAAGCUACAAUGGGGUCCUUCCUGUAUGUAAUGGACUAAUUUUCGUCAUAUUCAAGGCAUGUCUUUGACUAGAUCUUGGCUAGUGUAGAAUACACUUAUAUAACGGCUUUAUUCACUCAACCAUAUUGCUUUAUUGCUGCUUUUUAUUUUUAGUAUGAGUUAAUCAGAGUACAACUCACAUGCCAAACAACGGCGAUGUUGUCUUUAAUACGCUAUCACACUACGCUUUGCUUUUAUGUGCCCGAUGUCUAGCCUUUUUACCAUCUUAUUCAAAAU
This is a messenger RNA of Gilbertella persicaria, 522 nucleotides long. RefSeq lists its product as uncharacterized. The record is from RefSeq and is a predicted model, not a curated record. The transcript has 2 exons. The coding region runs from base 123 to 314 and encodes 63 amino acids. Lineage: Eukaryota; Fungi; Mucoromycota; Mucoromycetes; Mucorales; Choanephoraceae.